AUGUUCAUCCUGACUACCAUCUCCGAUCUGAUUCAGAUCGCCCCCGAGGACUUUUCCAAGCUCAGUGCAGUUGCAAUUGAGGACAAUAUCAACGAGAAAUAUGCAAACAAGGUCAUCCAAAAGAUUGGACUCUGCGUCAGUUUCUAUGACCUCCUCGAGUCCUCAGACGGUCUGAUUGGACAUGGAACGGGUCUGGUCAAUGUGAAUGUGAAAUUCCGCAUGAUCGUCUUCCGACCCUUCAAGGGUGAGAUCAUGCUGGGCAAGAUCUCCAGCGGCACCGAGCACGGCAUCAAGAUCAGCGUCGAAUUCUUCAAUGAUAUCCUCAUCCCACCAUCCAUGCUGAUGGAUGGCGCUAAAUUCGAGUAUGCGGAUCAAGUAUGGACCUGGGACAACGAAGGCACCCUGUUCUACCUGGACGUGGGUGAGAUUGUCCGCUUCCGCGUGGAGACGGAAGAGUGGCAUGACCAGAUCCCCAAUGCGCCAGAUCUCGGUGAAGAGAUUGCCAGUGAGCGAAAGCCAGCAUAUUCCAUCUUUGGCUCCAUGCAGAUCCACGGUCUCGGACCUAUCACCUGGUGGUGA
Messenger RNA from Penicillium cataractarum, 579 nucleotides. RefSeq names its product DNA-directed RNA polymerase III subunit RPC25. The record is from RefSeq and is a predicted model, not a curated record. The coding region runs from base 1 to 579 and encodes 192 amino acids. Gene Ontology annotation, biological process: transcription initiation at RNA polymerase III promoter; DNA-templated transcription. Lineage: Eukaryota; Fungi; Ascomycota; Eurotiomycetes; Eurotiales; Aspergillaceae. Gene Ontology annotation, cellular component: RNA polymerase III complex. The transcript has 7 exons.